GAUUGAGAAAGCACUAUAAGCUUGAUCUUGAACUGAACUAACGUUUUGCUUGUAGCAGCUAGACGAUUGCUAGGUAAGAAAUACAUUGAAUUUGUUGUAAGAGGACUAGAUACAGAGCUGCCAAAUCUCCCGCAUUGAGCUGGAGACUUCCGCAUUUGGGACCGCUCUCCCGCCUACCCGCAUUUGGCAUCAAAUCUCCCGCAUUCUGACCAUUGUCCUAACCAAUCUUCUAUUUGGAAUCAGUGCAAUCAUCGAUCAAGUGACUAUUCAAUGAAUCAGACACUGUGUGGCAAUGUCAGUGAGGAAACUUUUGUGGGAGUCUGUUUCUUUGCCACGAAUCUCGAAGCUAGUGGCAUGGUUGAUGAGAGGAUAGCAUUGACAGCCCGUCUUCAAAAUUGCACAGAUUUUGACUAUAUAACUGUUGAGCGGUUUGCCAGUCAAUACAACUUGUCUACGGAUCUUUGGCAGCGUCCAUGCUAUUAUCCUCUCAAGUCCAUACCUCAAACAUAUCGCUGUGAUCCUCUUUGCCUCGUACCACAGCUUAGCAAUUCAGCUACAUCGUUUAGAGUAGCGUAUGGUGUCAUAGCGAUUAUCAUUUUUGUGUUUUGUUCCACAAUUAUGUUUACUACUUGGAUGUCAUUACCAUUUAUGUCAUGUUUUCCUCAUGUCAUACCACUCUACAUUGUGGGAGGAUAUGGUGUGAUAGUCAUUGUAUUCAGCCUUCCAAGUAUUUUGUCAAUCGAGACAGCUUUUUGCGAAAAUGAUACCUCUACCAGUGAAACACCAUACUGCUUUAUUCAAGGUAUUAUUUUAGUGUAUGGCAUCUUGUUUUCAUCCUUAUGGUAUUUCUGCUACUGCUUCAAUAUCUAUGUUGUUGUUGUUCAUAACAAACCCCACUUGAUUCUCUCUAAUCAACGAGCGUAUUUGAUGCAAUCUGUCCUUUGCUGGCUGUUACCGAUACUGCCCAUCGCUAUCAUACUUUCUGAUUCAUAUCAUGGCAAAUACUUUGAUUGGAUUGGUGCUGAUUACUUUCUAUGUAUUCUGGCAGACAUACCAAAGACUUACUAUUUAUUGAUUCUUCCACUUCAGCUGUCUGUUGGCAUUGGCUCAAAUCUACUCUUUCUAACAGCUCUAUUUCUCUUUAAGAGUGAUCAGGAUAGUAGGGGUCUCAAGCUGAUGCAGGAUGAAAGCAAGAACUCUGGUAUCACAUCACUGGGGAAAAGACUUUCAACUCUUUGCUUGUUGUCAAGUGCUGUUGGAAUUUACUUGCCGUGUUCAAUGUCAUAUCUUUGGACAUUUUCUGAUCGAAAAACAGCCGCUUUGUUGUCAUAUUUUGAAUGCAAGCAAGUGACAGAUGAUUGUCCACAAGAUUUCCUUCAAUAUUCUGUUACUUCUACAAUGAUUCCACUAAGAAUCGUCCUUUUACUAUAUUUUCUUAUUUCUUCAUUGUUCUUAUUGGGAACUCCAGCUCAAAUCAAGUUGUGGAAGCACUGGAUAGCAAGACUGCUUCUCUGUUGUCAUGUCCCAGAUCCUGACGGAAAGUACGCGGCAUGGAAGGACGACGCGGAUUUGCAGCAGUAUCGUCGUAGUCAAGCUUCAAUUCGUCGGUUACGGGUUUUACAGCAGGCAGAAACGUGGAAAAACAAAAACGCAAGAACGGAGAUAGAACUUACGUCCAGAGAUGGAGCAGGAGCAUCACAAGAAGAAUUUGCCAAAGAUGAAGAUUCAAUCAAAAACGGUUAGACUACAUACACAUAAGAACUGGCCUAAGAAAUAAAACGAGGUUGUAUCACUGCAUGCACAUGUACCAUAUUAAGUUUCCGGGAGCUGUACUUUGAUCCUGACAAUGUUUUCACUAAUAUAUAAUGUCGACUUUUGAUUGAUUGAUUAUACAAUUUUUUCUGUA
Molecule: messenger RNA, 1906 nt
Organism: Corticium candelabrum
Lineage: Eukaryota; Metazoa; Porifera; Homoscleromorpha; Homosclerophorida; Plakinidae
Exons: 7
Coding region: 271-1743 (490 amino acids)
Biological process (GO): cell surface receptor signaling pathway
Cellular component (GO): membrane
Molecular function (GO): transmembrane signaling receptor activity
Source: RefSeq, a predicted model, not a curated record